GCUUGCAGGUUAUUAAAUGAUAACGUAACUUAGCUGUCGUGUGUGGAAACUGGCUAAGGUUAGCUUUUUACUGGAGCCCCUGUCAAUGUUUGCCACGUCCUCUGUCAAAUUUAGCGGUGUCGUUGCGAAAUAUCUUGUGUUAUUGCGUUCAUCGACAAUUCGUUGUCAUUGACAGUAGAUUAAAGAGUAUUUGCUCGUGUCAGCUGUUUUACCCCACAGUGAGCCUAGACUUACCAAAGUCACUCUACGUAUGUGGCGAGAUAAACAAAAGGUUGCGAAAUAUUUUGUUUUGGCAGAAAGUCUUUUCUGUUCCACGACAGGAAGCCAGCGUGCUGACUUGUCAUUGUUGACAAGUCAAGGAUAGCUUCAGCGACAUACGGACAGAAGUUUGUUGUGUUAGGCUAGAAUUUCGAAAAACAGUGUCCCAAUGCAAUAGAUUGAAAAAAAUAUUGGCCUGUGGCCAAUGGUCACAUAAGUUACGUUUUAGGUUUAAAAAAAAUCUCGAUACAUUGUUGUAAAUUAAGUGAUUUGACAGACCAGAACUAACAUGAAAGUGGUUUUGGACAAGGUCGUCAGGGAGAUAUCGAAAGGCCCACCAACAAUGCAGGAAAGCUGAUCGCUUAUUGGCAGCUGGGAAAUAUGAAGAAGCCAUAGUGUGCCAUAGGAAAGCUGCAGAUCUCCUGAAAGAGGCCAUGAAGCUCACAGAAUGUGAACAGGCGCGCCUGUCUCUGGAGCUGCAGAGGGACAGCCAUGUCAAACAGCAGCGGCUCAUUGAGGAGAAGUGGAAGCGAUCCAAGCGGGAGGCCAAGCCCCGGCCCAGCCAGCCGCCAGCAGCAGCAGCAGCCGCUGCCCCCUCAUCCUCCGACACCAAGAGCCUCCAGCUGCUACAGCAACAAGGCCUGAGUGCCUCCCAGCCACCCCUCUCCCCGGCCCUGGACCCCACGCAGGUCCCCGAGCGCGAGUACGACACCUGGCUCUACCUGCUGAAGCACAAGGGCGCCCCGCGGCCGGCGCCCGACGCCUGCCCGCCGGCGGGCAGCAAGGCGCAGAAGGACGACAAGACGCGGCUGGAGGAGCAGGAGGAGACCAUCGUGCAGCUGCGGGCGCUGGUGGACACGCUGGUGGGCGAGAACGAGCGGCUGCGGCGCGACGCAGAUGCCCUGCGUGCCGAGAACGAGCGGCUCAGGCGUCGCGAGAGGGAACGCGAGCACCGGGACGAGGCGGUGGACUUUGUGGAGCGCUCGGAGUUGUGGGUGCUGCCGUCGCCGGGCAGGCCGGGCUCCACGGGCGAGGAGAGGAGCAGCACGAAGGCCAAGGACAUUCCCAUCCCCCAGCUGCCUCCACUGGAGAUGCCCACCCAGGAGAUCCCCUUAGACCAGCUGCCAGCCCUGGAGCUCCCCGAGGACAUCCAGCACCAGCUGCAGGAGAUACUGGAUGCGGAGAAGCUCUGAGGAGCAGAGAGAGGGAUGGAGGGGAGGAUUGAAAGAUAGCGAGAGAGGGACAGCUAGAGGGAUUAUGGGAGGAAUGAUGAUGUCCAGAGUUUUGACGUCUUGAGGGGAGCUGCUGUGCUGUCAGUGUCAGAGUGACAGAUACACACACACACACACCGAGCGAGCAGACGCUUGACUGUGUGUGACUGCGCUGUGUAGUGCCAAGCUCUCACACACGCGCACACACACACACACACUCACACACACACACACACACACACACACACACACACACACACACACACACACACACAUUCUACAAAAAGGGAGUCCAGGAAAGGACUAGGUCAGAGCUGUGGCAUAGAAUCCCAUUAGCAGCACGAUGACCAUAACCAAGAUGGUGUGUUGUUUGCUGAAGAGCUUCAGCACUCCCCUUCUCUCACUCCUCUCAUGUCCUCUUGCCCUCGUGGGUGCAUUUCAACAUUUGAUGUCUGCAGGUGGACACUAUGAGCCUCUAGUUCUUCUUUUGUACACAGUGAAUCGAAAUGGACGGAGCUUUUUACCUGUUGCCACUACUAGGACUGCUGCAAAAGCUCCCGUUAUGUUUUCUCUGUUCGUUGUUUGAUGAGAAUAGUCACGACAAGACAAGACAAUUUUGGGGUGCGAGUCGGUUGUUGAAGCAUGGCCGUCUGAGUGCAGAUGUCCAGAUGCACUUCUCUCCUGUUUUUUUUUCUUUUCUUAAAUUUUCCUUCCUUCCCGUGUGUGUGAGCGAUGUCCUUGCAUGUGAGGGAGGAAAGGAAACGUGAUCAAUCAAUCAAACAUAUUUCGUUUUUGAAAUCCUAAUGACUGAAAUCUAUUUGACUUUUUUUGACAUAUUUACAUGUUGGAAACACAACAUGUAGCCAGUGUGUCCUGCCAUGCAGCAGUGAUAUUUGUUUUUAACGUGGCUAAGGGGAGCGAGCUGGCUUCCUGUUUGUUUGGCGUGUGUCUAAAAAAAGGCCUCCCAGACACUACGCAAGUCUCUCUCUCUCUCUCUCUCUCUCUCUCUCUCUCUCUCUCUCUCUCUCUCUCUGUCUCUCUCUCUGUCUCUCCUGUUCUCUCCUGUUCUCUCACACCCUCUAUUGGUCAUCUCUGGGAAACGCAAGUGUGUCCUCCAUUCAAACAAACACAAAUGCUCAAAAGCAGACACUGUGCCUUUUUCAAAUAGACAAAACAUAACUUCUCACCCAUUUUGGUAUAAUACCAUGGUUGCAGUGAGACACCACAUAUGGAUUGGAGACAUGACGGUGGCAGUAGGGUUGCUUUUUUUUUUUUUAAAGGUUUUAUUUUAUUUUGCUUCUUGAAAUGGCCCUUCCAAGCACAGACAACAGACAUUACACCUGGACCACUAUAAGGGACUGCAGUGUUACCAGAGGGGAAAUUGGCAGGUUUUUUUUUUUUUGGCUUUGUGAUCUUACAUAGCUAAGCGUCUUUUUUAUUGUUUUUAUUUUCACCAACAGGACAGCUGAUAAGCACUGUGAACAACAUCCUCACUGUGUGUGUGUGUGUGUGUGUGUGUGUGUGUGUGCGCGCGUGCGUGCAUGCGUGCGUGCGCGUGCACAUUGGCUUGGUGUGUGUGUGUUUGCUGGUGUGAGACUGUGGGGGUUGUUUUGGGAGAGCAGAGUGCUUUGGGUUAUCAAUGGCCUCCUUGGAAACACCCAUUGUGUAGUUGUUGUGUAAGUGAAUUGUAAAUUGUGAGUGUCUGCUCAAAGUGAAAGGCACGUUUAUGUCCCCUUUUGUAUCCAGUGAUUGGCAGGUGUCUAGUUUUUGCAGUCUCAAACUUUGGUCCUCCAUGCCGCCUCAACAGCUGCCUCAGCCUGAUCUCACAGAAUUUUAUGAAAAGGACAUGAAAUCUGUGACCGUUUCACAGAUUUAGCCAAAAUUCCGUGUUGGGGUCAAGGACGUGUUUUCUGUGAUGGACUUGCAGAAGUGCUUUCUAUAUGUUCCCACAGCACAAUGUUGAGUCUUCAUUUGAAAACUGACAACCUGGUGGUGGAAUAGCCUACCAUUUCCAGUUGGUUAAUACCAAAUUAUAUUACUUACCAAAAGAAUGCUAUAGCAGUUUGUGCCCAGACCAAAACAAUCCUUAACCCUAACCUGUCUGUAAAGACUUUUUUGUGUUGAGAAAUGCCCUUUCUAGGAGGUUUAGGCUACCAAAUUCUUGUAUUAAACAAAAUAAUACUAGAAUAGUAGUAUAAGCUAUGCCCAGACCAAAACAAUCCCUAACCUUAAAGGUGCACUGUGUUUUUUUAGCAGUGUCUUUCCAGACUUCAUGCUGCCCAUUCACAAGUUAACUUUUUGAUUAAUACUACUUAGCACCACAAUCAAAUUCUAAGAAGUCAUUAUGACUUUGAAAAUUGUACAUUUCAUACAUGAAAAGGGGAUCUUCCAUGUCCGCCAUUUUAAAUUUCCAGAAAUAGACAUUUCUAGCUGCACAACAUACUGUACUUGGGUCAUACUUUUAAAUAUUAGUUUAUUAUUUAGGAAAUAUUCAUGAAAAGAUCAAAUUUGGCAGUUUCAAUGAGCAGCAUAUUUGUAAUACGUACACUGGCCACCAUUCUACACAGUGCACCUUUAACCUGUCAGUAAGAAAUGUUUUUUUGAUUAAAAAAAAAAAUCAGAUAAUAUAAGUUGCAACAUAAGGCUGAGGGGAAUAUAAAGAAAUCGCUGCUGCAAUCCAAGAUUGGAAUUUUGACAACCUGUAAAACUACCACAUAUUUUGUGUUAUAAUGGUCUUUUUUCAUUAAACAGGAUUCUGUGAGAUCAUGUUGGCCAUCUUUUUUCAACUAGUCAAAUGCUGCCAGAGGCAUUUUAAGCAUCCCAUUUCUUUCAUUUGAAAACUUUUUUUUUAUUUUUUUUUUAAAGAAGGAAUGUUUAAUCAUUGUCCAGAUUU
Messenger RNA from Engraulis encrasicolus (European anchovy), 4362 nucleotides. It is a transcript of the gene nrbf2b, whose product is annotated as nuclear receptor binding factor 2b. Lineage: Eukaryota; Metazoa; Chordata; Actinopteri; Clupeiformes; Engraulidae. The transcript is spliced from 4 exons. Bases 693 to 1451 code for a protein of 252 amino acids. The record is from RefSeq and is a predicted model, not a curated record. Gene Ontology annotation, biological process: autophagy.